GCGGCGGGGCGAGCUGCGCGCGUGCGUUCGCCUCCCCAGACGCUGGCGUGGCGGCGGCGGCGGCGGCGGCGGCGGCGGCGGCUCGAACCCCCGGCCGAGGCGCUUCGCCCGGCCUGUACGCGCCGCAGUUCCGAGCCGAGAGCAGCUGCGGCAGCAGCAGCGGCAGCAGCAGCGGCAGCAGCAGCGGCAGCAGCAGCGGUAGCGGCAGCGGUAGCGGCAGCGGCAGCAGCAGCAGCAGCACAGUCCGCCGCGCGACGAUGCGGAUGCCGCGGGGCCACCAGUGGCUCGCGGCCGGCUGAGCGGCUACGCGGAGCGACGAGCGCACGGCGCGGCCGGCGAUGUGAGGCGGCGGGCCGCGCGCCACAGCGAGCCGGCCAGAUGUCGGCGCCCCGGCGGGCCUGCGGCCUGGCGGUGCUCCUGGCGCUGCUGGGGGGCCGCGCCUCCGGUCUCGUGCCCCCGGCCGCCCCCGGCGCGGGCUGCAAGCUCAGCGAGCACAGGUGCGCCAGCAGCCGCAGCUGCAUCGCCCAGGACCGCUUCUGCGACGGCGAGAACGACUGCGAGGACAAGAGCGACGAGCCCGUCUACUGCACGCCCUGCAACCGCACUCUCUACGGCGACGUGGGAAGGACUUACGAGCUGCAGGUCCGCAGGCCGCGGGAGGAGCGGCUGCCGUUCCUCUGCCACCUGAACUUCACGGCGACCGGAGGCGAGCUGGGCGACCUCGUGCAGCUGACGUUCGACACGUUCACGGUGGGCCGCUUCCAGUCGUUCACCUCGGAGGGAUGCCCUGACGGCCACAUGAGCAUCAAGGAGGAGGGCCGGCCGGCGACCGGGGGCCAGUGGUGCGGCAGCGCCUGGGGUUACACGGUCUACUACAGCGAGACCCGCUCCAUCAACUUGACUCUCUAUCUGUCCCGUCUAUCUGGCCAGGGUAACGACUACAACUUCGACUUCAAGCUGUCGUACAAGUUCCUGAAGCGCAGCGAGGCCCACCUGCGCUACGGCAACAGCAGCAUGAGCACUUGGCGGGGCGAGCUGGUGAACGCCACCUACUGCGACCGCGUGUUCACCAGGUGCGACGCGCGCGCCUGCCGGCUGCAGUCGCCCAACUACCCGGGCGUCUACCCGCGCAACGUCACCUGCUACUACCGCGUGGAGCAGAAGCGCGCGCCCCCGGGCCACCGAGCCCUGCUCGCGGUCAGCCAGCGCAACAGCCACAAGAUACACAUCAAGGACCAGGUGAACAAGUACGACACCAGCCAGCGCACGCUCAGGCUCUGGGACCAGUGCAACGUCGUGCAGGACUACCUCACCGUCUACGACGGCGGCUCCACCCAGGACCGCGUGCUCGUGCGGCUCUGCGGCGGCGACGCCGUGCCCGACAUCGUCGGCAGCAAGGACGUCAUGCUGCUCGAGUUCCACACCUCGCCCUACGACAACCCCUUCCAUCCCGUGCCGCUCUCCUUCCUGCCCGGCUUCGAGCUCGAGGUUCAGGUCAUCUUCGUGGACGAGCGCUCGACGGCGAGCUUCGUGGUGAAGGACCACGAGAAGUGCGACUUCUACAUCAGCAGCUACGAGGGCCCGUACGGCGUGCUGGAGAACCCGAAGCACUCGCUGCCGCCCAACACCACCUGCCGCUACCACUUCCAGGGCAAGCCCAACGAGAUCGUGUGGCUGGCCUUCGUCAAGUACAACGCGGCCUGGGCGGGCGCGGAGCUGGGCUCGGCGGGCGGCGCGGCCGCGGCGGGCGGCGGCGGCGCGCGCUCGCCCAGCCCGCACCCGCAGCAGGGCGCCGAGUGCAACGUGAAGCUGCUCAUCUGGGACGGGCAGCGGCAGCCGGCGCCCAACGCCACCAGCGCCCGGCAGCAGUUGGCCGAGGCGCGGCUGCUGGGCGAGUUCUGCAAGGACGAGAGCCCGCGGCUGUGCGACCACAGCCUGCUGCGCAACGCCAGCCGCCAGGCGCGGCCCUGCUCGCUGUCCGAGAGCUACGUGUCGCGCGGGCGCUACCUCACGCUCGAGCACCUGCUGCGCCAGGGCUCGGCGCUCUACCCCGUGUCCUUCGUGCUGCGCUACGAGUUCGUGCACGAGGCCACCACCUGCGACCGCGUGUUCCGCGCGGCCGGCCGCGCCGAGGCCGAGCAGCCGCAGGCCUUCGGCUCGCCGCGCAACGUCUUCUUCUACGGGCGCGGCGGCGCCCAGAACCUCAGCUGCGUCUACAGCUUCGAGCCCGGCCCCGAGCACAGGCUCGAGCUGGCCAUCAACCGCGCCAGCUUCGGCAGCCGGAACUGCUGGUCCUGGAUCGACCCGCUCGUCAACAGGUGGACCUGCGAGAGAGCCGACCGCGACGGCGAGGGCCUCGCCGAGCUGCGGCUGUCCGAGUACCCGUGGCAGGGCGUGCAGCUGCCGCGCGACUGCCUGUGCUCGAACCUGAGCGAGCGGCUGGUCUUCCAAAGCCUCUCGUCGGCCCCGCUGGAGCUGACCUUCACGGUCGAGCGCAUGAACGUGACCCAGGACUACGAGGACUUCUUCUUCGAGGCCGAGUUCCGGUUCGCGCCGGCGAGCGAGCCGCCCGCGGGCGCGGCCGGGCGCGAUGGGCGCGACGGGCCCGCCGGCCGGCAGCCGGCGCAGCAGCCCACGAGCAGCACGCGCGCCGGCAAGCAGCACGCGCGCCAGCAGCAGCCGCGCCACCGCUGCCACCACGCCUCGCGGCUGCUGGGCGAGGCGCCCGCGGGCCGCCUGGAGGAGCGCCGGCUGCGCGGCACCAGCGGCGAGAUCGCGCUGCGCAGCCCGCCCAAGGCGCCGGCCGCGGGCUCGGAGCCGCUGGCCGCGCUGGCGACCAUCGACGAGGAGGUCGCGGCGGCGAGCGGCGAGCGCGCGCGCGCCACCGAGGCGGCCCCGGCCACGGGCCUCGCCGCCGAGGUGACGCGCUGCGUCAACGAGCCCUGGCUCAUCGAGCCCGAGGACUCGCGGCUGCACUUCCUCUACCUGAAGACGCCGGGCUUCCGGCUGACGCGGCGCAACCUGCAGGACUGCCCGACGCGCAACCGCAUCGUCGUCUACCCGGCGGCGAGCCCGCGCGAGCGCACCGUCGUCUGCCCGGCCGAGGGCAACCUCACGCUGCACGAGCAGCAGCGCGUGGUCGACCUCAUCAGCGGCGGCUGGAACCGCAGCGCCUCGGCGGCGCGCGCCGCCCUCGAGGGCCGCGCGCCGCCCGAGCGCCCGCUGCCCCAGCACCAGCAGCAGCACGCGCGCAGCUUCGUGGUCGAGUUCCUGCAGCGCGAGCCCGGCGCCUACAUCGUCACCUGGAUGGCCAUCUCCAAGCGGCUGCUCUCGCAGCCCAGCAACAACUUCUUCGGCAACGCGCUGGCGCCGUCCGCCGCCGACUGCCCCUACAGGUGUCCGGAGCUGGAGGCCUGCAUCAGCUCGGUGCUCUGGUGCGACGGGGUGCGCCACUGCCCCUCGGGCUUCGACGAGCGCGAGGAGAACUGCUCCUACCGCCUCGGCCUCACGCUGCUCUACGUGGCCGUGGGCGCGGGCGCGCUCGGCAUAUUCCUCAUCUUCCUGCUGGCCACCGGCUGCCUCAAGUACUGCCUCUACCGCCGGCGCCGCCUGCAGCGCCGGCACCUGCGGAAGAAGCUGCCGCCCCAGGCGGUCACCGACGAGCAGCAGCGCAGCAUCCAGAAGAAGAAGGUGCAGGUGCUGAGCGUCAACCAUCUGAACAGCCCGACCGGCCGCCCGGCCAACCGCAACAACGGCAGCCUCGAGUCUCGCCAGCAGGACGCGCAGCCGCAGCCGCAGCCGCAGCAGCAGCAGCAACAACAACAACAACAACAGCAGUCGCAGCAACAGCAGCAGCAGCAGCAGCAGCAGCAGCAGCAGCAGCCGCAGCCGCAGCCGCAGCAACAGCAACAGCAGCAGCCGCGCUACGCGAACGCGGCGUUCGCCCGCAUCGGCCGAUACCCGACCAACAGUCUGAGCAGGCAGCACCAGCAGCAGCAGCUGCAGUCGCGGCUUCGCGGCGGCCAGCUCGACGAGGAGGACGACGACGACGAGUUUGCCGCCGGCAGCUGCCCCAAGGACAGCAUCUGUUGACAGUACGCCGACUUCUACGGCGACGUCAUGGAGACGACCGUCUGAUCGGAUCACACGCCUCUCGCAACCCCCGCCCACAGCAGCCCCGAGCCCGCCUGAGUCGCCCGCGUGCCGAGGCAUCGCGGUCGACUCGCCUGUCCGUCGACGCGGCGCCGCGCGGUCAGCCAGCCGCCGCUGCGAGAGCCGUGCCGAUUCUCGCUCCAGCUGCCAAGCCGUUCGCUGGGUCGCUCGGCGGAGCUACCGCGGCGCUCUCGCGCGCUGCGUCUCGGCACAACGAACACGCGUGGAAUAGCACUCGACUCGAUAAUCGCAUGCUUCAUCCGCGCGCGACGAAGACAGCUGUGAUCAGCCUGGGACAUCCGUUCCUUUUACCGUACGCGUUCAACGACGAAGCAUCAACGACUCGUUCCAGCGACUUUCACCUGAGAUUUGUUUCGACGAUUAAAUUUGUAUCAAUUGCGAAUGCUGCUCUGGCUGUGCAGUCGAGCGAUCAUGUGUAUGACAAGAAUGGAAUAAGUGAGAUAACAAGGAUAACGAACAAAUAUAUAUAUAUAUAUAUAUAUAUAUAAAUGUGUGUAUAUGUUUAUAUAUAUAUACAUAUAUGAUUAUACUAACGAUUACCGGAAUAUACAUAAAGUAAAGGAAUAAAUAAAAUAAAUAAAUGAAUAAAUAUAUAUUGCUAAAUGAGGAAAAGCGAGAAACAGAUCGAGCAUACGGCAAUUUUAUAAUAGAGCAGGCGUCUACACGAUAUACGCGGACACACACACACACACACACACACACACACACACACACACACACACACACACACACACACACAUAUUGAAUUGAGAAGACGAGUAUCUAUAUAUAAAUAUCAUUAUUAAUACGAAUCUUCCGCAAGACUAGUCCUCGGCCGAGAAUCGUCGCCCUAACAACAUGUAACUGACGAGGACGUCGCACGAUCGUUAAAUUGAAUUCGCACGCGCACUCCGAUCAGCGGAUCGAGUCGAGCGGCGGGUAAUCGGUCCCUCUCGCGUGCGCACACUCCUCCGAUACAACGAACGUGACGGUGUUGGAAAGGGAAGAAAAAAAAUGAAAAGCCGGCCGCGCGACACCGGCGAACUCCGCGAGUGGGGCGCAACGAAGCAGACCGUAACGAGAAGGAGGCGCAGUCAGGGACAAAUACGCGAGAGUGCACGUGUAAUUAGGCGAGCGGUGAACGGCCGCGAGGCGGCGCU
This is a messenger RNA of Phymastichus coffea, 5312 nucleotides long. RefSeq lists its product as uncharacterized. Gene Ontology annotation, cellular component: plasma membrane. The transcript has 11 exons. NCBI's taxonomy places the organism in Eukaryota, Metazoa, Arthropoda, Insecta, Hymenoptera, Eulophidae. The record is from RefSeq and is a predicted model, not a curated record. Gene Ontology annotation, molecular function: protein binding. Bases 379 to 4092 code for a protein of 1237 amino acids.